UGUGUAUAUGACCUGACUGCGUCUUAUUCCGAAUAUUGGCUUUAAAUUUGGAUCAAUCAUGAGAGUCAGACAAGAACAUUGGAACUUGCUACUCGAUAUUUGCGAACAAAACCCUGAGGUGAUCAGUAAUAAAUUUAAUGGACCUGAUGGCAAAGCAAAGGGUCAUGAACUGUGGCAAAACAUUACCCAUCAACUGAAUAGUUUGGGAUUCGGCGAAAAAAACAAAGAAGAUUGGAGAAGGGCUUUGAUUGACUGGAAAUGUAAAACGAAAGCUAAGGCAUCAAAAAUCAAACAAGAAAUUGUGAAAACUGGUGGAGGACCAGCAAAUUAUGUACCUCUCUCUGAUGCAGAAAAGCGGCUCCUCAGCCUUAUGGGAACAAAGUCUGUUCAAGGAGAUGAUGUAUGUGAAAUGGGCUUUGGACAGGUAACCACAACAUCUAAUACAACAGAUGUCUUUAACUCAACAAUGGAAGCAUCAAGCUGCAAUGUGAUAAAUCAAGAAAAUAGGCAAAAUGAUAACAUCAAAACAUUACCUGAGCACAAUUAUACUCCAACUAAUACAAAAAAUCCCUCAAGAAAACAUCAAAGAACACCAUAUCAGAGAACUUACCAAAGAAAUUCAAACAGAUCAACAACAAUUACUGAAGAAUCACUCCAGGUCCUCAAAAAAAUAGAAAGUAAUACCCAAAGUAUUGCAGAGUCAUUGAAAAUACUUGCUGCUGUUGCACAAAUCGCAUUUUCAAAAGACAGUGUUAAGUUUAUUACAAUGGAAAGCCUCGAUACCAGUGUUAUGGUGGGCAGCUAUAAUGAGGGAUCAAGAAAAAAGCUACGACGAAAAACAAAAAGGGAAGCAGAAUAUGAAAAGAGAUAUCAAGACGCCGACCCCUUGUUGCUCAAUUUUCGGCCAACCUGUAUCCACCGAGAAGGCCAGUUUAAUUGCAACAGUAUUUCUAGAAGCAUCCUAGCAAACGCAAAAAGAAAAGUUUUCAUUAAGCCGGACAGAAAAGAGCAAGAUAGAAGAUUAUCCUUUUUAAUGGAUGUAACGCAUCCAAAACGCAGCCGUGUUCGUGGUGAUGUGAGAAAAAACAAGCGACAUCGCGUUGCAGUUAAAUAUUUCUUGAUGUCGACAGAAAAACAAAGAAUACCUGUAUGCUCAAAUUUUUUUGCGAAGUUAUUUGGGGUUGGUCAACGAAGAUUGAAUACAAUUGCUGACGGAAUGUUAUCUGGUGUCGGAAUAGUGGAUAAACGAGGAGGAGAUCACAAACUUCAGAGGUUUUCAGCAAAAAGGAAGAAAGUGUACGAGUUUAUUUCAAAACUAAGAGCUUCCGAAAGUCAUUACGCAAGAAAUAAAAGCCGCCGACUUUACUUGCAUUCAUCUUUGAACAUAAAUCGACUCUUUCAUCAUUAUAACUCUACCGUUGAAGAAGAGCAGAAGGUGAAAAAGACAUUUUUCGUGAAAAUUUUCGAGACAAAGUUUAAUCUAGGGUUUGGGUCCCCUGCUUCCGAUACAUGUAGUUAUUGCGCUAGACUUAAAAGUAAACUUCAAUCUUGUGAAAAUGGUGUUACCAAAGAACGUUUAGUUGCAGACAUUGUAAUCCACAAAAAGAGAGCUAAAGCCUUCCAUAGUUUGAUGAAAGCAACCCCAGAAGCAAGCAUAACGUAUGUGUUUGACUUGCUACAAGUGCAACCGAUUCCCAAAGUCAGUAUUGGUGAAGCUUUCUAUGCAAGGCAAAUUUCAUUUUAUGCUUUUUGCGUAACUGAUGUUGCAACUAAAAAUCCACAUUUUUAUAUCUGGAAUGAAACACAAGCUGCAAGAGGUGCUCAAGAAAUUUCUUCAGCUUUAAUGGACUUUUUAGAUAAAUUGCGGAUUGAUGACUCCAUAACCCAAAUAAGGCUUUUCGCGGAUGGCUGCGCAGGCCUGAACAAAAAUCAGCACAUGAUCCAUGCCCUAACAUUCUGGCUACAGAAAAACUCUCCAAACAAUAUAAAACAGAUAGUAAUGUAUUUCCCAGUUCGCGGGCACUCAUACCUACCUGCUGACAGGGUAUUUGGCCGAGUUGAAAAACAUCUACGAAAAACUGAAGAGGUGUUGGACCCCACAGCUUAUAUUAAAAUUUACAAAGAAUACGGGACUAUCAGCGUACUAGGCGAAGAUUGGUUUAUCAAAAAUUACAAAGACUUAAAAGAGAUACUAAAACCAAUCGAUGGAAUAAGUGACAUGAAGAGGAUCUUUUUACAAAAAUUUUUAAAAAAAGGCUACGUUGAUGUUAAAAUGAAACUUGCGCCCACCUACAUAUUCGACGACACUUCGAAACAGCUAAUGUCGAUAACAAAACGGGGUCAUGCUUUCUCAAGGGAUAUGCAGAAUCGCUGCAACCUACCAUUGGUAAAUAAAGUCAAGGAAGAUAAAAGAACUGAUGUGCGGAAGCUGCUUUGUGCAAGAUUUGGCCAAGAGUGGGAAGAUGACAUCCCGCUAUCGCCGUUUUUGUUUUUUCAUCAUGCCUUAAAGCCCAUGACAGAACCAGACGCUGAAAGUGCAAAUCCAGACACUGAAAUUACAGAUCCCGCCAAAGAUGUAACUGAACAAACGUCCAUGUGCGACUGCCUCGAAGAAGAUCCCACCAAGGAACAAAUUUGACUUUUUUUACGUGUGCUUGAUAUAAGUAUUAUUAACAUUACUAUUCAUGUUUGUAUGUUUCGAAUAAAUUAAAUAAAAACAAAAUAAUAUGUUCCCAAACCAAUAAAUUGCAACAAAUAGCAUUAUGUCC
This is a messenger RNA of Acanthoscelides obtectus, 2768 nucleotides long. The record is from the annotation of a GenBank genome assembly. Lineage: Eukaryota; Metazoa; Arthropoda; Insecta; Coleoptera; Chrysomelidae.